AUGAAAAGGAUAACUGACUUUUAUAUCUACUCAAAGGACAGAUCAGCAACAGUUUUUAACUUAACAAAAAAUGUAGAAACGAAAAAAAAGAAGAGUAAAUCAAGUUGGCUAGAAAAACUCUGCUGUGAAUUUGAGAAAACGAAAAAUGAUACACUUGAAUAUUUUACAAUUAUAAAAAAUAAGUGGAAAAAUAAUAUCAGCAGUUGUAAAUUUCCAACCUUUUUUAACUAUUAUAAUUCGAAAUAUAGAAAUUUUCCAUGGUAUAAAAAGUUAUAUUAUAUAUUAAAAGAUCAAGUUUACAAAUUGUUGAAUAUUAGACAAGCUGAAAAAAUGGAAAAAGUACAAGUCGAAAAAGAAGAAAAAGGAGAAGAGGAAGAAAUGAAAAGACAUGAAUUAUACACAGAUGAAAAUAAAAUAACCAGAGAUUUUAUUAGUUACGAAAACUUAGACUACAAAAACAAACAAAAACAAAAGAAUUCAGGUGAUUCAAUAUUUAGGAAAUAUAGAGAAAAGUUGAGAAAAACUAAAGAAAAUGAAACAUAUCUUAGUGAACGCAGUAAAUCAGAAUUGGUUAAAAGAAAUACCUCUUCUUCUAGUAGUUGUAUCACAGGAUUCAUAAGUCAUAAAAAAAUUGUGGACGAUGUCAAUACAUUAAUAGAUACAAGUUCGUUAGUAGACAAGGUGAAUGAAAAUUCCUGUGGUCCAAAAAACAUUAAAGAUGUAGAUAGCAACAACAUAAUUAACAAUAAAUAUAAGAAUAUGAAUAGUUUUUUAAAUGUUGAAAAGUCCCCUAAAUUUAAUAUUAAAAAUACUUGGGAAAAGUUAAGCGGAUAUAUUUCGUAA
Molecule: messenger RNA, 843 nt
Organism: Plasmodium malariae
Lineage: Eukaryota; Apicomplexa; Aconoidasida; Haemosporida; Plasmodiidae
Product: conserved Plasmodium protein, unknown function
Exons: 1
Coding region: 1-843 (280 amino acids)
Source: RefSeq, a predicted model, not a curated record